AUGGGUGUGCAAUUGGGAGGGUCAGAGACAUCGUAUUCUCGCAAUGGACCGAAUGCACAGCUGAAGAAAGUAAAGAAGGGGAAUGCGAUCAGGCUGAGCUCACUCACUCCUGAGCGCUUGUCUGAAGACACAGAGUGGUAUAUUGACAUGUACUUCCUGCCUUAUGGAAAGGCGGACCCCACGAAGACCACCAUGGUCAUCGGUAUUUCUUUGUCUAAAUUAAGCGUAUACCGUCGUUGGAAAUUCAUCGAGGGUGCUCGCAAGAUUACAUGCCUACAUCAUGAAAGGGCCUUCGGCACAAACACCCAGGCCAUAUACUUGAGCUGGAAUGCUGCGGCUGUGAGAAAGGAAGCCGAUGACACGCCGCCCUGGAGCACAAAUAGAUCAACGACGAAGAGGGGCGCAAUUAUCAUUUGUGCCGAGGAACUUGCUCUAGUUGACUAUUGUUCUCAACUUGAUCACGAGGAUGAAACGACGUCGAGUGAUGCUCCAGUUGACGAUGACGCUUCAGAUACCAAUGACGCUGCCAAUGGCAACGACUCUGGAAUUGACGACGACGAUGAUUUGAACGAAGAAAGCCCUCAGCCAGAUUCUAAGAGAAAGGCGCAAGAAUCGCAUGCAACACAGAAUUCAGAGAAGCUCGAGGCAGCAACGCCCCGCAACUAUCUGCUAAAGCUUAGUUGCCGUGAGGUAAAUGGCCCGCUCAGAUUCGACGCAUUCGACGGAACCAUCGAUUUCCAGGAUGAGAAAUUUGCUAGCUUUGAAGGAGAAGCAUACUUUCCUUGUGCGGGCUACAGGGUGCCGUUUGUUGCUCGAAAGGUCACGGAUGUGCCUGAGGUCUUCGGAAGGGGCUGGGGAGCCUAUGGGGAAGAGCGCAUACCAAUAUGCGCGAGUGAGGACGGGGAGAUGGUGCUAGAUCUUAUCUUUCGAAAACAAGUCGUCAAAGACAGCAACUGGAAUGGCAAUGAACGCGCGUAUGCGAUUUCCUACCGUGAACACCUGUAG
Molecule: messenger RNA, 1005 nt
Organism: Penicillium argentinense
Lineage: Eukaryota; Fungi; Ascomycota; Eurotiomycetes; Eurotiales; Aspergillaceae
Exons: 4
Coding region: 1-1005 (334 amino acids)
Source: RefSeq, a predicted model, not a curated record